AUGGGCUGCGAGGAGGAAGAGAGGCUGCUGUUCCCGUCCUUCGUCUUCCCCGAUAGCUUCGCGGAGGCCGCCACCCCCGGCUCCGGUGACGGUGGUGAGCAGAAGAAGGCUCGGCAGCGGCGGAGGCGGAAGCCGCGGCCGGCGGCGGAUGGCGGCGAGGCCGGGGACGAGCAGGCCAAGAAGCGGCGGCUGAGUGACGAGCAGGCGCGGUUCCUGGAGCUCAGCUUCAGGAAGGAGCGCAAGCUGGAGACGCCCCGCAAGGUGCAGCUGGCCGCCGAGCUGGGCCUCGACGCCAAGCAGGUUGCCGUCUGGUUCCAGAACCGCCGCGCCCGCCACAAGAGCAAGCUCAUGGAGGAGGAGUUCUCCAAGCUCCGCGCCGCGCACGACGCCGUCGUCCUCCAGAACUGCCACCUCGAGACCGAGCUGCUGAAGAUGAAGGACAGGCUGGCGGAGGAGGAGGAGGAGAAGAGGAAGCUCAUCGCGGCUGCCGCGGCAGCCGGCGGCGUCGGAGCGGGUGCAGCAGGAAGCAGCAGCCCGAGCUCGUCGUCGUUCUCGACGGUGACGCACCACCCGGCGGCGCUGGUGGGGCAGUUCGGGGUGGACCCGGAGGAGGCCGCCGCCGACCUCACCUACAUAAGCGAGUACGCCUACAACAGCUACAUGAACAUGAUGGACCUCGCGCCCGGCGGCUACUUCGGCGGAGUAGUCUACGAUCACUUCAACUGA
Miscanthus lutarioriparius is the source of this 726-nucleotide messenger RNA. NCBI's taxonomy places the organism in Eukaryota, Viridiplantae, Streptophyta, Magnoliopsida, Poales, Poaceae. The record is from the annotation of a GenBank genome assembly.